AUGGCCAACGUGUUUGACAACAAAAAAGACAAGAAGCUUAUCAAUGAGUCCUGGAAAGAAGGAACAUUCCCACGAAAAUCUUUCACUCGGAGCCUGUCCGAAAAGGAUCCUCCAAGUUCCCAGAAGAAUAGUAAUAGGGACAAAGCAAUGGAUCCAGUGGAACUCCCUAUAUGUGUCAGCAGGAUAAAUAUAGACAGAGAAUCGAGAGAAAAAGAAGCUGAGAGGUUUUCUCGACAUCUGUCGUCUUCGUUGAAUCAGCUUACAAGUAUUCCUCAGUCAGAUGAACCAAUCCCUUUGAAAGUUAGAAAAACAAUAUCUAAUUCGGACACAGAGCUUAGAGGAAUAAACUUUAUUGCUAUGAACAACGAAAGAAACUCAACAAUGGUAAACAAGCCUAAACUAGAGCAAAGAAACUCCUCCAACCAAGCUCUUAUGAAAGGAAGAAAAUCGUUUAAAAGACGCGCUUCUAUGCCUGCGAAUUACUUGAGAGAUUAUCUCUCAGUUAACAACAUUCGGAAACGAGCACAUUUCCUCGGUACAAGUGAUACUGACGGCGAAACAUUGAAUAAAGUUAAAAACGCUGGUAGGAGGCGAGUCAAGGUUCGUCCAACAAGUCCUCAACCAUCUCUAAAGACGGAAGAGGCCGAUGAACCUGAAACGGAUUUAAUCGAGAUAGAAACUUCAGCUGAAAAUGAAAUUAAGGACGAAACUCGUCCAAAUAUAGAGGUGGGUUUCGUGACUCUGCAGUUCUCGUUCGUUACGGUCCAUCAUUACUGGGAAGUCAGGAUUGCGUGUCAUUGUAAAAUAUCCUGGGGGUACUUUUGAUUAGUUCCGCAACAACUUUGAAGACUUGUUAUUUCAAAACUGGUCACAAUUUAAAUUCGCCAACAAAUUUGAUGACCGGUCAACUUGGCCCACGCAAGGAGGCUGGUGACAAUCGAUAUAAUUAAAAAAAAAAACAACUAAAUGAUUUUCGGCAAAUUAAAUUGAAUACUUAGCUGUUAAAAUUUUGUGGCUACAAAUUAUUAUUGAGAUAAAAUAAAUUGCGUCAAAAAGGAGUCAAAUAACGUUACGAUGACAUCAACGUAACUGUAGUUCUGAGUUCUGUUAAAAGAAAGAAUGUAACAAUUCACUUGAUUUAAUUUUAAACGUGUACAAAGCAAGUAUUUUUAUAUUGCUGUCUUUCUUAUCACUUUAUAACAAGCAUUUAGUUGCAUAUUUAAUACAUUUAUCUACAGCAAUUUAUCUUCAUUUAUUGCUUUUAAAGCGCUUAUUAUAAUGUCUUUUUUUCACAGCCAAUUGAGAGAUUUCGAAAGAUUGUGCAGUUGUUGAGUUUCCUUCUAAAGAUGAAGACUUCUAUGGACAGGUCAGUGGCACACGACAAGUGUUCCGUGAAAAAAAAACCUCUUUACAUUCGGUUUUCGAGAGAGUGAUUGCCUAUUUUCAUGUGUUUCAGUAGGGCAUUAGAACGGAUGGGGCGCCAACUAUCGAAAUAAUAGAUUAAUCAGUAAAAUUACUCAAAUAAUCCCUUUAGCUAUUUGAAAUACAAUGGCAAGUGUUUUCUCAAACUUCAGUGAAAGAAGAGGUUUCUACCAAAAAUCACUAAAGACCUAAGAGCACAUUAGGUGACCACAGGAAGCUCAGUUAACAUGGUUAAGUAAUGAUGACAAGGACGGUGUUGAAAACCUCUCUAGUUAAAAGUUAAUUUACGCUGUUUCAAAAUUCAUAACUCUUAUUCCAUGUCGUUUAAUUUGUCAAAUGUUGCUAGUGAAUUUUUCUGGUGUUGAAUUCUAUAAAAGACUGUAGCGAAAUUCAGAAAAACAGAAACGAUGCAUGUACAGAGUUGUUGUUUUGCUAUUCUCAACCUAGUGCUUUUUUGCCGGUCUUCGUUGUCGUCACAGUCGUUGUUGCUUAAAUUUCCUGUUGCUUACAUGACGUCGACUGCUUUAGGAAAUACCGUUCCCAGAAUGCCACAAAUGUGUUUGCUGAGCUGGACGAGGAAGCUGUAACCGGGGUGGACUGCGACGGAGUAGUGUUUGAUCCAAGUAACUUUAAAGCUGUACGGGAGGUGAGUCUAUACCGUCACGUGGUUUUCCUUUAUCACGGCGCAUGCUGAGUAGUUACACUUACAGGCAUAUGUGAGUAGAUUUGACUGAGCUGUUUUCUAUAAGAGACAAUUAGAAUUACUCUUAAUAUCAUUGAAUGAACCCUUUCGUUCACUGUUAUAGUAAAUCACGGAGUCUCUACAAGGUGCUUCUAUCUUUUCAGUCUGUGGACAAAAUCCUAUGGUACUUUCACGUGGUACUAUUUAUUUAGUAUGUAGUUCUAACUUUGAGUCUCUGGACGAAAUCCUAUGGUGUUACCAUUCAUUGUACUAUCUAUAAUGCAUUUAGUUUGUAGUUCUAUCUUUUGAGUCUUUGGAUGAAAUCUUGUGGUUAGACCAUUCAAAUGAAACUUCUUCAGCUGUACUUUCACAUUGCACUAUUUAUUUAGCAUGUAGAGUUCUAACUUCUGAUUCUGUGGACAAACUCCUGUGGUGUGACUAUUCCUGGCAAAUGAAAACUUUCACAUGGUGAUAUUUCUUUUACAGAAAUAAAACUGUACAAAAUGAAAUUUGGAUUUUCUUUUUUGUUAAUUUUGACUUUGGCCACCCUUUCAGUGAAAGGGUUUAAUAGCUCUCUUUUUUUGUCUUCUACUAUUUAACAGGUACAUCUCAGUCAAGAAGCUAUUCAUAUUUUGUCCUUAAGUCCUGGGUCAAGGACUGAGGAACAACUUCAAACGGUACGUGUUAGACCCCAUAGAAGUCACUUAAAUGAAUGAACCGUCCGAUUGCAUGGCUGCGAAUACAGCCUUCUCCCCUCCGUCUCCUAGCCAUUUGGCACGUUCCACUAGCUGCGAGGAGCGAGAAGGGAGGGCUUCACUCGCAGGCCAACGCAAAUAUGCAUGAUUUUGGUUAUAUGUAGUUUAUCAUGGAGACCCGAGAGGGCAAACUCAAACUUAUCCCACAGGGCCGGGUUCCUCAAAAGACAGUUAAGUUUAACCCAGGAUUAAGCCAAAUUUUGAGCAAGGUUUUCUUGCCUAAAAACAUUCAACUUGAGCUUACAAAAUAAUGCUGAGCCUUUACUCCGAGAUACACUAAUGAUACCACAAAAUGUUACUCUAAGCAAUCAGGAAGGUAAAAUACAAAAAACGGAACAAAAUUUUAAUCAUGAAUUAGCGCUACUCGGCCUUUCAGGGACCGGGCCCUGGUUCCUUCAUGAUCUAAGCUGCUUUGAAAACGACCAGGUCAAGGUUGCAACUUCCGUAGGGGCAGGCAUAGGGGUAACGCAAAUAAUUUAUCCACACUUCACGAGAAAGGCGAUCUGAAAUUCUGCUUUGAACUCUCCUUAUUUCUAGGCCUUGGUGGCGCUUAAGACCAGUGUCGCCGCUUUUGGGGAGUAUCCGCUGAAAAUGCAGCGUCGACUCGUAUCUGCUGGCUGGUACGAAAGGUGAGUGAAUUACUAAUCAACCCUUGCUAAACAAAAAAAAAAGGUUGCACAUCCACACAGUUGUUCUUUGUCAACCAUUCCUGGCCGAAUUGGAAUUUUGAAAUGUUGGUUUUGAGGAGAGGGAAAAACAGGAGAACCCGGAAAAAACUUUUUUGAGACGCCGGGAUUUGAACAUGGGACCCAAUGGUUGUCUCCCGGUAGAGGUAAGUGCUAUGACCCUUGCGCCGCAGGCCUUACUUCCCAAGUGCGCCAGGAACUCAAAUUGUAUCUCAUCACUCUCCUUACUCAGUCUUAAUUCUAGAGGCGUAGUUAGGUAAUGGCCAGUAACACCUCAGACUUCAAAACCUUUUAAGGUCAGCCAAAUGUUCAGCCGGCUAGCGGAUCUGUACCCUACCAGCUCGGCCAUGUUACUCUGAUUCAAUUCAAUUUACAUUUCAGGUUUGAGGCAAAGAGAGUCAUCAUCAGGCAAGGUCACAAAGCAGAGAACUUUUAUUUCAUCCUUUCCGGUACAGGUGAGGACAAACACGCAUAUUGCCAGAAGUUCCACGAAUUUAAUGAUUGAAUGAUCAAUUGACUGAUUUAUCGAUCGAUUUGACGAUUGAUUGCGUGAUUUUUUGUUGCUUUGUACUAAAAGCAGGUUUUUUGUCUUAUGACAGCGGUCGUUACUUUGCUGGUUAAUGAUCCUGUUACAAGAGAACAAAGAAACACCACUGUUGCUGUGUUGGGUAAAGGAAGCAGUUUUGGGGUAAGUCAGUAUUUUGUCGCUUCAGAAAACGUCCAGUUAAUCGCAUGCAACAGUUUCAAUAUUGUGCGAAUAUCAUUUUCAGUAUUGCGCUGGCUUCAUAUUCAGUAUCGUCUUAGUAUUUUUUCUUAGUAUUUUUCCAUCUUACAGGAACUGGCCUUGCUUCAUCAUAAGACUCGCAGUGCGACAGUUCUAUGCAAAGAUGAAGUCUCACUUUUGGCAGUUUGCAGAGAGGUUCGUUGUAUGGUAGUAUCUAACGCAUCUGUUUCCCCUCCAUAACGAACGGCUUCAUUUAUCUAACAGUUGGUAUCCUCUCUUGCAGGAUUUUCGAGAUAUCUUUAUGAGUUAUGAGGACGGAAGAGAACCAGAACACAUUAGAUUUUUAAAGUAAGAAUUUUACUUAGAAUGAAGAUGAUAUGAUUUGCGGAAAUACAAAUUUAAAUGAAGAUAUGAUCUUCGCAGCGGUAAUUGCAAUUCAACUCGAACAAAAAAUUUCGGGACUUUUAAAUUUGUAUUUCCGCAUUUCAUAUUAUCUUCAUUCUAUGUUUCAUACCUUUCACGGGUUAAGAUGAACUCAACAAAUUGGCCUGUUCCAAAUGUAUGGGUCUUAACAGCUUAACAGGUAGAGCACUGCAGCGCUAACUCAGAGGCCAUGGGUUCGAAUUCCGUUGAAGUCCCCAAAAUUUUUUCGGGUUAAUUUGCAAUUGCUUAAAUAAAUAGAUCAUAUCUUAAUUUAAAUACCAAUUUUAUUUUUUAAAAUUCACCUGCCAUGAAAAUCACUGGCCUAGGUCGAACUACAUUUUGACUUCAGUCAUCAUUAGCUAAUAGAAUUGUGUAUCCUAACUUAUUUCAACAGAAGUGUACCGUUUUUAAGAGAUCUUCCAGUGGAUGAUCUAACCACCAAACACGAUGUCUGCAUAUUUCAUUACUUCAGGUGCGUUUAUUUAUCCUGUACGUUACUUGUAUAGCUACUUAAUAUAUGUUUCAUAAAGAGGUAGAAAAUCGCGCUUGGCAAUGCCUCAUGAGUCGCCGACUCCGUAUUAAAACCACUGACUCUAGUUGCCUCCAAAAAUGCCGAUCAGUCAACGCUUAAGGCAAAAAAAAAAAACAUGGAAGAGACGCAGUGUUUCAUCACCAGAUGAAACGCUGAGAAGAGGGACGAAAAUAGAGUUGACAAACUUCGAGGUGUUUCAUCUGGUGAUGAAACACUGUGUAAAAUGCUUCAUAUUACUUCUCAAACAAAAUGAUUUUAGAAGGAGAAAUUAAGGAUACAAAAAGGGGUAGCUCGUGAAUGUCUCAGAUUUUUUACUUUAUACAAUAUUGAAACUUUCAGAGAUCGUGUUUUCGAGAUGAUUCUGAUAUCAAUAUUCGAUAGACUAACAAGAAAUGUCACAAAAAGUGUUCAUUACAGAUUGAAGCUCUCUACCUGAGUCUUCUCUUUUUUCUUCACUAUGUGAUAUUGGUUCAUGGAAAUUUUAAAUGAUUGGUAUUUUUCUUUGCUCUGUAGGAGGGGUGUGGUUAUAGUUAAGGAGAGCAAGACUAAAUGGAUUUACGUUGUUAAAACGGUACGUAGUUACAGUUACGGAUAUCAUAAAAUGACUUGUCUCCCCCAACAAACCUCUUUAGCUUGUAUGUUUUGUUUUCCGAAUACAGGUCAUGUGAUAAUACUCUAGGGAACUGUUUCUUUCAAAUUUCGUCUUAUUAACAUGCAUAUCUACGCAUAAUUUAUGAAAAGACAACGAGUCAAGUUCCCCUGGGACCUCCAUUGGGAAAACAAAACAUACAAGCUAAAGAGGUUUAUUAUGCUGAAAUGGAUAUAGAUCUCAUUAACCACAACGUCGUUGUUCCACAGGGACGGGUAGGUAAGGAUUUGGGUUGACUUGAUUCUUCUCUACUUUCUUUCAUGUGCUUUAAGCUAUUUACUCUGUUUUCCAUACCGAUAACUGUAUCGACAUUUUCUAACUAUGCAUGUAUACAAAUCAUAAAACAUUCUGAAAGUAAUGUUAUUUAUUGCUUGACUGUCUUUUCUGACGUGUUCUCGCUUGAAAUAAAUCCAUGAAAUGUUUUCAUCUUCAGGGGUCCUGCCGCGUUCUAACUCAUUUAUCAAAGAAGACUGCAAAGUUAAAUCGGUCAGCGGUUGAUCAGGGGAAGUCAAAGGCAAUCCUUCCCGUGAUUCCCGUCGAUGAAACAGAUAGGAGGAGAGCGCUGUACACAGGUAACGUAUCAUAAAGCUACUUGUCUGGCAACAAGACAGUCGCCCAAUGAACUCUUAUGUUUGGCAACGGUCAUGUGCGACCCAGGAUCGGUUUUCGAGUCCACCAAUUCUGAUUUUAGCUCGGAAUUUCAAAAGUUUUCAUUGCAAUUUAAAUACGAGACAAGCUUGCUAGGUACAACCGAGUAACCGGUCCAUACUUUAUUUUCCUUUUUUUCAAUAUUUUGAUUCGUUUUUGCUUAUGCAAGUGGUAAUUUUGACAUCAGCUUUAGUUUUUAUAAAAACAAAUUAUAAAGUAAAACCUUCUGUCUAUUAUGGCUUUUAGUUGAACUUGUUCAGAAUUUACAUGCAUAAUGGUUGUUUUAUGUACUUGUAUCUUUACAGCUGCUGGUGAUCGCGUUCGGCCCACUGCUUGGUCUCCAGAAAUCAAACGACCAAAAACCGAACCUUCACUAUCGUCACACAAAAACAGAGACUUGUCUCUACCAGCUUUAGUUGGUGAACCGGAAAAAUUUAAGGUAAAUGCUUAUAUUUGAAACUUGGGUAUAGAGGAAAGUUUUCUCGAAGAAAAUAAUUAUUGAGAACAUGUUGUUUUUGGCUGUGAUGCAUCCUGCGUGGUAAGCCCUCCUGCCCUCGAAAUUAAAGAGACACAGAAACGCUAAAAUUAGCAUCUAUCGCUUUUUUGCACGACAAAGGUUUUAAGUUUUGCCCAGCUGUCAGCCGUUCAAGUCGAGCAUCAUGUUUCGCGCGCGUUCUCGUGCGCCAUAAUCCCCCUUUCCCCUCCUUCUCGCGCACAUACCACUUUACUCAUUAAAACUAGUCUUUUGUAAAUGGAGCCAUUGUGUGUUUUGUCAUUUACUGUAUUUUUCAUUUACUCCACAGAAAGUAGCGAAAAACGUUAGUUGGGUUGCACGGAUGAGUAUCAUUCCUAGGGAAGGUAAAGCCCUCUGACUUGUUCUUUAACGUAACGUGGUUAGUAAUUUUCUAAACAUACACAGGAGCCCGGCACUUAUUCGAAUUGCUAAAGCAAAUGGUAUUGAUGCCAACAAGGGUGUCAGGUUUGAAAAUGUCAGUUUAUCAUUUGUUUUGUUUUUUUUAAGCUGUAGCUAAAGAAAGCGAAGAACAUAGAGAAAAAAUUGAAAGACUGCACAGACGAAUCAGUAGUGUGGACAAAAAUCGAAAUAAAACGCCUUUGGUAAGUUUAGUAUUACUAAGUAAGUAACCUUUAUUAACGUAGUCAGAAUAUUCUUACCAUACAUACAAUUUGUAAGAAUCGUUUCUUUGCAACAACCUAAUGCAUUGCUUGAGGAAAACAAUGUGCUAAAGACAGAAUGUAGAAGAACAUAGAAGUCUGUGGUUAAGUGCACUAAUACAAAUUAAGUUCGUGCAUUAACUAGUACAUACAGAUCGUUAAAACCGCGUGUCCCCUUUUUUUCAAGCGUCUUUUAAGCUGCUGGGCUAAGUAAAGUUUCAUGUAUCAAUGGCUAAUCCAUAUAUUUGGGACAGGUACUGAAUAACACCAAUUUUAAAUUCCCGUUUUCCUGUUAUGUGCCUGGGCUGAGACUCUUGGGACAGAAAAGACUGACGCUAUAAUUACUGUUAUUUUAUGAACAAGAAUAGUUGCAACAAUUUUUUUUUAAUAGUUGUUACACCCAAAAUUUGUAAUAAACCUAAGGUAAAGUUCAGUUAUAAAAUUAUGUAAUAUUGUUAUAUAUGUUACUAUACUAAUAUUAUUAUUGUUGUAUUGAUUUUAGAUUGAAACACCAGAUUUGGAUCAGAAAGGGGAACAAGUAGUGGUACAGAUUGAGUUGUUGAAACCAAAAGAUCAAUUUGUACGUCGUCACUCAUGACCUCUUUUAUGUGUAUAUUCUUUUUCACUGUAUCGGUAGUGGAAAGCUCAAUACUUUUUAUGUGGGGUUGUUCAUUCUACUACGUAUAUGCCUUGAGUCCGCUGUGGAUGGAAUCGUGAAACGUGACCAUCUACUGAGCGGUACUUUCCUUUGGUACUGUUUGUCACGCUGUACUAGUGGUUCUAACUUUUGAGUCUGUGGAUCAAUUUAUCUUGAAGUGUGACUCGUUUAAUUGAAAGCCCUGAGCAGUACUUUCCUGUGGUAGGGGUUUUUAAACUGUAAAGUUUGAGUCUGUGGAUUACUCCGACCUGUGGUGUGACCCGUUUAAAUGAAAGCCAACGUGCAGCACUUUGCACUGGUGGCGCUUUUUUGAGUCAGCGGAUACCUGAUCCUGAAGAGUGAGCAUUCAAAUGUAAGCUAGUACUAAGUGGCACUUUCUUGUGUUGAUAUUUAUUAUGCUGUACUAGCUGGUUCUAACUGAAGUAUUUAGAUGCAUAAAACGGCUAUCCUAAGAGUCAUUCCCAUUAAUAUUGUUCACUAUCCUGCACAUAAUGGACUUUGUUAAGCUAUAUAGCCCGAGGUACUUUUUAGUAUAUAUGUGGUAGUACAAGGUGAAAUCUCUAUUUUGAUUUCCAUAAUCUUGCUGAUAAAAUCCAAAAAAUGACCAUUCAUGCCACCGCUGUUAUAAAAGUAGGACUUUUUUUUAUCGUGAGAAGAAAAAAAUCCAACAACAUGCUUCGGACUAGUUUGACUGACGCCCUUACAAUUCUCGGAAAUUUAAGUACAUAAAUUUGAUCGUCCAACAUUUUCCAUUUACUGCAGAAAUUAUCCUUUUUUCUUUUUCUAGGGACUCUCAAUGAUACUGUUUGAUAAUCCUGCAGUUAAAUGUCACCUGGUAUGUACCUAUUACAUUGUUAUUAAGUACUGAUAAAUGAAACCAAAGUGUGUGUGUUGAGAAGCAUGCAUGCUUCUGAAAGGAGUAUUUAAGGAUUAGCACAGUCGGUUGGUGCGCGGGAGAUUCCGUCACUUUACGGUCAGUUUGCCCCCAAGUCAUUUCGCCCCGGUUACUUAGCCCCUUAUUUUAGAACAAGGAAUAUUACCCUUUAAGCGCGCUUCUUUUGGCUUAUGGCUUAUAGAACAAAGAAUAUUUGGAGCGCGCUAAAUGACUCGAAAAUAGGGGGCGAAGUUACCGGAGCGAAAUGACUUGGGGGCGAAAUGACCGGUCUCAAAAUCCCUGUUUCAACUUUUUUCCCUUGCUGUAAGUAAGUUUGUCAGUUCAUGUAGUACGGAAGCUUUUUACACCUUUAAUCCAGGUAUUGUAUUAGGAGUUCAUCUUGGAAUGAGUUCUUAAGAGUUUAUAGAAUCUACAAAAACCAGGAGGAUUUUUGUAAAAAAAAGACUAACUUAUGAUUAUACAAUUCCAGGUUAGCAACGGGGCUGAGUGUGUGCUUAUAAAGAAAAGUUGGUUCCUUCAGCAUGCAAACGAGUCUACUCUGCGAAAAUUAAGAAAUCUGGUCAGUAUUUAGAGGCGUGUUUUUCCAUUGUAUUAUCAUAAAAACAUAAUAUUAAUAAUAAUGCAGGGUUUAUUGAUGCAACUUCAGAAUGAAAAGUACGAUGGACUUACAGAUAAAAUAGAGUGGACAGAACACAAAAUACAUUAAGACAUCGAUAAGGAGCUGGAAGAACCGCAAAAGUACCUCAAUGAAAGAAUCAUGUUUUAAACCAGAAGAAAUACCUAACAUGGAUUCGUUUAAAUGAAAUCAAAACUUUCGUUUGUCUAGCUGUAAAACAAAUCGCCUUUUUGAUCGCUAGAGUGUUAUUGGAUCUCUCACGAUUUUGACAUUUUUAACAGUAGCAUAAAGCAAGGGUACAUAAAAUAUUAUUGAUAAAAUAAUCAUCUUUUACUAUGAUAGAUGAAGCAGUAAAGCCCUUUGACCAGUUAUCAUGAAUGAAAAAUACUCACCGUGGCGCGAUUUAGCAGACUCAAGUCUUAUACCCCAUUUAAACCGUGCAUAUUUUCGCAGACUUACAUUAUUUUUUUAUAUUACUAUUUCACCGCAGAUUCCACCAUACCCAAGCCAGGAUACGCUAGAGCAAAAAAUGCAGGAUCAAGCAAACUGGGACUCAUAUAAAACACAAACUAUUAAUAAUCUUCUAGACACACUUCACUUAUAACAGUAGCUGUUGCUCCUGUCUAUAAUAAUAGUGUUAUUACCUAGAAUUUUUAACCGGAAGGUAAAACCAAGUUUGAAGUAAACUCGAGGCACAGCUGAUUGCAAUUAAAAUUUAAGACCAUUUAAGAUUCUACUCAUUUCAGUACGAGGCAGUUAGUUGUAUGUUUUUAAGUUAAUUAUUUAUUGUUCGACUAUAAAAAUCGGAGACGAAUUCACAGACAGGCUUAAUGUACAAUACAAUUUUUUCAACAAAAUAUGAAUUUGACGCCAAAUUUUAUUUAUACAUAUGUGAUAUACGGAGAGUACAACAGUCAUUGAUGUCAACAGGUUAGGCUGUCUAUUUAUUUUAAUAGUAAUGAACGAAUCUUAUCUAAAAGAGAGACGUACGUUCUCUGUUUAACGCACCUAUACAGUAAAUAUUGUUAUUUAAGCCAAUAAAGGCAUAUAUUUUGACAAAACUACCUUNCAUGAAUGAAAAAUACUCACCGUGGCGCGAUUUAGCAGACUCAAGUCUUAUACCCCAUUUAAACCGUGCAUAUUUUCGCAGACUUACAUUAUUUUUUUAUAUUACUAUUUCACCGCAGAUUCCACCAUACCCAAGCCAGGAUACGCUAGAGCAAAAAAUGCAGGAUCAAGCAAACUGGGACUCAUAUAAAACACAAACUAUUAAUAAUCUUCUAGACACACUUCACUUAUAA
This is a messenger RNA of Porites evermanni, 11164 nucleotides long. The record is from the annotation of a GenBank genome assembly. NCBI's taxonomy places the organism in Eukaryota, Metazoa, Cnidaria, Anthozoa, Scleractinia, Poritidae.